AUGACCAAAAUGGCCCAAAGCAUGUUUCUGAUUGUGACAACCAGUGAGACAAUUCUGGGCAUUUGCUGUAAUGGCUUUAUCUGGUUAGUGAAUUGCAUCAGUUUGGCCAAGAGCAAGAAAAUGUCUUUGUCUGAAUUUGUCAUUACCAGCCUGGCCAUCUCCAGGAUUUGUUUGCUUUGCAUACUCAUAGCUGAUGUUUUCCUGCUCUUCUAUACCGAUUUCAAUGAAACAAGCACAGUAAUGCAAAUAAUUUCUAUAUUGUGGACUUUUGCUAACUUCUUAAGCAUCUCCUUGGCCACCUGCCUCAGUAUCUUCUACUGCCUGAAGAUUGCCAAUUUCUCCCACCGUGCCUUCCUUUGGCUCAAGUGGAGGGUUUCCCAUGUGGUUAGAUGGAUUCUGAUGGCCUCUGUGCUCUUCUCUUUCUUUGGUACAUUCAUAUUGAUUAAAGAAUUUGAUGUUACUCAUAGUUACAGACAAAUGACACCCACAGCAAAUUGCACUGAAGACAUUAGGGAAAAGAAGAGUGUUAAUUUUGUCACGUAUAUCUUUACUGCCCUCUGGAUGAUCAUGCCCUUUAUUGCAUCCUUGAUUUCUUAUGUUCUCAGCAUCCUCUCCCUGAGAAGACACACCCAGCAGAUGCAGAACAAUGGCACUGGCUCCAGAGACCCAAGCACUGAGGCUCAUGUGAGAGCAACCAAAAUCAUCCUCUCUUUCCUCUUCCUCUUCAUUGUGUAUUUGGUUGCCUUUUUUAUCAUUCUGUUAGGUGUUUUUAUGCCAGACGCUAAUUUGGCUUGGAUAACUGGGGAGAUGAUUUUAGCUGCCCACCCUUCCAUACACUCAAUCCUCCUCAUUGUGAGCAAUAACAAGUUGAAACAGGCAUUCCUGAGGAUGUUCCAGAUAAAGAAGUAG
Molecule: messenger RNA, 909 nt
Organism: Trichosurus vulpecula (common brushtail)
Lineage: Eukaryota; Metazoa; Chordata; Mammalia; Diprotodontia; Phalangeridae
Product: taste receptor type 2 member 3-like
Exons: 1
Coding region: 1-909 (302 amino acids)
Biological process (GO): detection of chemical stimulus involved in sensory perception of bitter taste; G protein-coupled receptor signaling pathway; sensory perception of taste
Cellular component (GO): membrane
Molecular function (GO): G protein-coupled receptor activity; bitter taste receptor activity
Source: RefSeq, a predicted model, not a curated record